Messenger RNA from Drosophila ficusphila, 510 nucleotides. RefSeq lists its product as uncharacterized. Lineage: Eukaryota; Metazoa; Arthropoda; Insecta; Diptera; Drosophilidae. The record is from RefSeq and is a predicted model, not a curated record. The transcript has 4 exons. Gene Ontology annotation, molecular function: protein dimerization activity. Bases 1 to 510 code for a protein of 169 amino acids.
AUGGCAAGUUACAGUGACAUAGACUUCAUUUCCACGGGAAGUACAUUCGUCCGUGGUGAUUGCUAUAUACUGAACACCUUCGAGCUCACAUUCAAGAUCCUUUCUCAACUCAUUUGGAAAGCAUCUCAGCAAAUCCCGAAACCCAUCGUGGAAUCGGAAGCUACAACUUCAAACCAUAAACCAUUUUUUGAUUUUGUCGAACUGAAAGCGAACGAAAAAACAACCACCCGCCGAACUGAUGCCAUAAUAGUAAAAAGACAAUAUCUAGAAAGAGGUGUAGUAUCCCAGGAUACAGAUCCUCUGCUCUGGAUACAAAUGAACGAAACGGAUCUGCAACUAAUAAAAACCGUAGUGUUAAAAUCCACAUCAGUGGAGUCCGAGCGAAUGUUUAGCAAGGCCGGACAAAUAGUCUCUGAUCGCCGAACUCGGCUGAAGGAGAAAAACAUUAACAUCUUAUUAUUUCUUAAUAGCUCGCAGCUUAUUUCAACCAGCACCUCAAAAAAACUUUAA